AUGCUGAGCCUGUAUAGAACUGGAGCCUGCCAGAAUCUUACAGAUGUACUAGUAAUAUAUGGAAUACAUAUAGCAGCCUUGCAAAAGAUAAGAUGGUCAGGGAAUGGACAGCUUAAAGUGGAGAAAUAUAUAAUCUAUUUCUCUCGUAUGGAAGAAAGAAAUAGAUUUGGGAGUGGUUUUGCUGUGCACGAAUCCCUGGAACCAUGCAUAAUAGAGUUCAAUCCUGUCUCAGAAAGAAUAGCAGUACUACGAGUUGACACACAACCUUUAAAUAUAGUAUUAGUGUGCACGCACCAACAGAAACAAGGGAUGGGGACAUCAAGGAUGCGUUCUACGAGUAACUGGCACACACUAAUGAAUAAUUGGCAGGGAAUAUAA
This is a messenger RNA of Acyrthosiphon pisum (pea aphid), 378 nucleotides long. RefSeq lists its product as uncharacterized. The transcript has a single exon. NCBI's taxonomy places the organism in Eukaryota, Metazoa, Arthropoda, Insecta, Hemiptera, Aphididae. The record is from RefSeq and is a predicted model, not a curated record. Bases 1 to 378 code for a protein of 125 amino acids.